This is a messenger RNA of Nicotiana tabacum (common tobacco), 1911 nucleotides long. NCBI's taxonomy places the organism in Eukaryota, Viridiplantae, Streptophyta, Magnoliopsida, Solanales, Solanaceae. The record is from RefSeq and is a predicted model, not a curated record.
AUGGGGCCUUACUGUCCCGACGGGCAAGUUUUAUUAAUUCCUUCAAUAGAGUCGGGGACUGUACAAACACAUGAGGUGAUCGGUGGUAAAGAAACAUCCCUCGAUUUUGUUUAUGAAGAAGCGGAGGAGAAUCACUAUCAUCUAGAAAGAGAGAUGAAUUUGACUGAGGGUCACCUUGUACCUCUUACAAAAGGCGAUAAAGACUGGCUCCAAGGGGCCCAAAAUGAAGGGAUAAGUUGGGCAUAUAUUCCCUUGGAAAUCCAGACAUCUUUCUUCGUUUCCAUUUUCCUUGUACUAUUACCCUUAUGUUUCAUAAUAAUCAAAGGGUACAACAAAUAUGCUAAGAGUAAGCAGAAAUUGCCACCAGGGCCGAGGAAGCUCCCACUGAUAGGGAACUUGCACCAACUGCUCUGCCUCGGAUCAUCUGAGUUCCAACCACAUGUUGCUCUGAGUAAAUUAGCAGCUAAGUACGGGCCUUUGAUGCACCUAAAGCUCGGUCAACGUUUGGUUCUUGUAGUUUCAUCUGCUGAAGUUUCCAGACAAUUUUUCAAAACACAUGAUCUCACUUUCUCUAACCGGCCAGAGCUUUUCGUUGGGAAGAUAAUGAUGUACGGUUUUUCUGAUAUGGCAUUCGCUCCAUACGGUGACUUCUGGAGACAGAUGCGCAAAAUUUGUAACUCGGAACUCCUUGGUCUGAAGAGGAUCCACUCGUUUUUUCCCAUGAUGUUUGACGAGGUGCGCGAUUUGGUUAAGUCAAUUGCAGCUGCACAAGUAGGGAAACCCAUUGACUUGAAUGAAAGACUGAGUUUGUUGCAAUUUGCUAUCACUUGUAAAGCUGCUGUUGGUAGGACGGCAUGUACAGAUCAGGAGUCAUUUUUAAUGGUAAUGAAAGAAUUCGUAAGCUUCGCAGGAAUAUUCAGUGCAGCGGAUCUUUUUCCUUCCUGGAAAAUAGUUCAAUUAAUUAGUGGCCCAAAGCGAAAAUUAACGAAAAUGCAUCAGAAGGCUUAUGAUAUUGUUGAACAAAUUAUACGUGAACAUGAAUUGAAGAGAUCAGGAACUGAUGGUGAUGGCAAGCAAAUAGAGGAAGAUAUUGUGGAUGUACUUCUUGGACUUAAGGAGAGCAAAGAUUUUCCGAUUCCUAUCACUAGAAAUGUUGUCAAAGCUACAGUGUUUAUUGUUCUUGUUGAUCAGCACGGGAUUCAGGGGCAGGAGUGCCUACACAAGAUUGACGUGGUGAAUCUAGAGGGGAGGGAACCACGUCAAUGUUCGGAGUUGUUUGUAGCCGGAACUUCAACCUCAGCAACAACCAUGCUAUGGGCUUUUUCAGAAUUGGCAAAGAAUCCGAAAAUGAUGAAGAAAGCACAAGCUGAAGUGAGAGAAGUCUUCAAGUUGGGAACAGAAAGGAUCAAUCAAAGUCACAUUCAAAAGCUAACGUACUUGAGAAUGGUAAUCAAGGAAACUCUAAGACUUCAUCCCUGGUCGGGCCCUCUUUCAUUCGCUAGAGAAUCCAGGGAGGAGAGUGAGAUCGACAGAUAUACAAUACCAAAUAAAAUGUUAGUGCUACUAAAUCUAUGGGCAAUUGGAAGAGAUCCAAAAUACUGGGAAAAUCCGGAAACAUUUGACCCAGAUAGGUUUGAUGGAAGUCCAAUUGAAAGCGUACCAACUCAUUUUGAGUACACGCCAUUUGGUGCAGGAAGGAGAAUAUGUCCAGGAAUAUCCUUUGGAAUGGCGAGUGUGGAAGUUUCCCUAGCAUUAUUGCUCUAUCAUUUUGAAUGGAAACUUUCCAAUGGGAUGAGUCCUCAAGAAUUAGAUAUGACCGAGAAAUUCAGUACCAGUCUUGAAAGAAAAACUAAGUUGUGCUUGAUUACCUCCCCUUACGUUCCUAUAAAUGGGACUAUGGAUUCGUACUAG